Trifolium pratense (red clover) is the source of this 1382-nucleotide messenger RNA. Its product is annotated as RING-H2 finger protein ATL16-like. The transcript has a single exon. The record is from RefSeq and is a predicted model, not a curated record. Gene Ontology annotation, biological process: protein ubiquitination. NCBI's taxonomy places the organism in Eukaryota, Viridiplantae, Streptophyta, Magnoliopsida, Fabales, Fabaceae. Bases 261 to 1151 code for a protein of 296 amino acids. Gene Ontology annotation, molecular function: transferase activity.
UUAUAAACUACCUCAGUUUUUUUAUCUUUCAUUUCUCUUCACUCAUUCUAACCACUCCCAUAUUCUGUUUUUCUCUAAUUGGUUUUGGAGAAAAAUCAUACUCACUUUCAAUUAAUGAACUCAUGAUACCAUAAAUAAAAUUUUCAUUAGGAAAAUUACCAUUUCAUUUCUUUCACCUCUUGUUUUCUUCAAUCAUAAUUCUCUAUUAAUGUGAUAAAGUCACAAAAUCUAAGACAACCCUUUUAUCUCUAGAAUCUAGUAUGAAUUUUGUAACCAAAAACCACUUGAUCCGUCAUGUAUCACAAGCUCCUCCACAUAAUUAUGCUACAAAUUUUCCAACCAUACCAAUAAUUGUAGUAGGAGUGAUGGCAACAUCUUUGUUGCUAAUGGCCUACUACACCUUUGUGAUCAAAUGUUGUCUCAAUAGGAACACUAUUGAUCUUAUUAUAGAAAGAAAUUUGUCUUUUUCAAGACAACAUGAAAAUCAAUCUUCAUCGAUCUCAAUAGCAUCGGAGCCAAGAGGACUAGACCAAGAAGUGAUUAAUUCAAUUCCAACAAUUCAUUACAAAAUAGAAAAAGAAAAUGGUGAAAGAGUCUCUAGUGAAUGUGCUUUUUGUUUGAGUGAGUUUCAACAAGAUGAGAAACUAAGAGUUAUACCAAAUUGCAACCAUUUAUUUCACAUUGAUUGUGUUGAUAUUUGGCUUCAAAACAAUGCAAAUUGUCCACUUUGUAGAAGUAAAGUUUCAUUGACAAGAGAAAUCCAAGUUGAACAUGUUCUUACUCCAAGACCUUCACCUUAUUUGCAAAGCCAAAAUGUUGAAAACAUCAUUAGUGGUUGUGAAGAUUUUGUUGUGAUUGAUUUAGAUAAUAAUGAACAUGUUGAUGAAGGACAAAACUUGCAUGAAAUAAGACAAGAAAGAGGUAAAGAAUUGGAAGUACCAAGAGAUUCUAUUAGUCCUUUAAACAAGAAAGCAAUUAAGCUUCAAAAAGUGAUUAGCAUGGGGGAUGAGUGUAUAAUUGGUAUGAAAGACAAAUUUGAUGGUAUCUUAAUUCAACCAAUUAGAAGGUCUUUCUCAAUGGACUUAUCCAUUGAAGUUUGUGGUGAUAGUAGUAUUAGAGCAAAGAGAUCAUUCUUUUCCUUUGGACAUUGAAGUAUAUCAAGAAGUUCUAGAAGUUCUGUUUUACCUAUUCAUUUGGAACCUUAAGGUUUCUUUCGCGACUAAAUCAACAUUUUAGUCUUUGAAAUUGUAAGAUUAGUUUAUUUAGUUUAUUAAAUUCACGAAAUAUCAACUUAAUCUCUUAUAUUGAACAAUAAUGUCGGUUAUUUUAGUCAUUUUUCUAAAUUUGGUUUGAGGUUUUAAUAAAAUUUGCUGUUUAUAAAA